GGACUCUUGGCUUGAAAAUGGUGUAAGUAUAGUUUCUGAUGGAUGGUCAGAUCCACAAAGGAGGCCUCUUAUUAAUAUUAUGGCUGUAUCAGAUGGGGGUCCAGUGUUUAUAAAGGAAAUUGAUGGGUCAGGUGAGUUCAAAGACAAACAUUAUAUUGCUGGGGUGUUGAAGGAUGCUAUAAAAGAGAUUGGACAUGAAAAAGUUGUCCAAGUCAUCAUUGAUAAUGCUAAUGUGAUGAAGUCUGCUAGAGCUCUUAUUGAAGGUGAGUGUCCUAAAAUAUUUUGGACAACUUGUGUUGUCCACACUCUCAAUCUAGCUUUGAAGAAUAUUUGUGCAGCAAAAAACACUGAAAAGAAUGAAGUUACAUAUGAGGAAUGUAGUUGGAUUACACGUGUUGCUGAUGAUGCAUCCUUCAUACGUGUUUUUAUCAUGAACCAUUCAAUGAGGUUGGCAAUGUUUAAUGAAUUUUGUCCAUUAAAACUGCUCCAAGUUGCUGAUACUAGAUUUGCUUCGGUGGUUGUAAUUUUGAAAAGGUUGAAAUUGAUAAAAAGAUGCCUUCAAGCCAUGGCUAUUAGUGACCAAUGGGCUUCUUAUAGGGAGGAUGAUGUUGGAAAAGCUCAAAAGGUGAAUGAUAUGAUUCUAAGUGAUCUUUGGUGGGAUAAUAUUGGUUAUAUUCUUGAAUUUACAGCACCCAUUUAUGAUAUGCUACGAAUAGCCGACACAGAUAAGCCUUGUCUUCAUCUUAUGUAUGAGAUAUGGGAUUCAAUGAUAGAGAAGGUGAAGGCAGUAAUAUAUCGACAUGAAGGCUUGGAAGAUGAUCAGUAUAGCUCAUUUUGGGGUGUGGUGUAUGAUAUACUCAUUGAUCGAUGGACUAAAAAUUGUACACUACUACAUUGCUUGGCUCAUUCCUUAAAUCCUAAGAAUUACUCCAUUGAAUGGCUUUCGGAGAAUCCAAAACGUAUCCCUCCACAUCGGGAUCAUGAAAUUUCUAUGGAAAGAAGCAAGCGCAAUGAAGAGUACAUACAUACAGCAACAAAGAUGUGGGAUAUUGCAGGAGACUCUUGGAAUGAGAGCGACAUACAUGGAGGAGCUGGAAUUCUUGAGAAUGCAGCUUUUACACUUGAUGAGCCAGAGUUGGAGGCCAUAGUUAUUGGGAAUGUUAACACUAGUGCUACUACUAGUGAAAGUGAAGUUUGA
Quercus lobata is the source of this 1198-nucleotide messenger RNA. RefSeq lists its product as uncharacterized. NCBI's taxonomy places the organism in Eukaryota, Viridiplantae, Streptophyta, Magnoliopsida, Fagales, Fagaceae. Bases 80 to 1198 code for a protein of 372 amino acids. The transcript is spliced from 3 exons. The record is from RefSeq and is a predicted model, not a curated record.